GCGCAUUGUCAGUUCCAGUCACACGAUCUGUCAUCAUCCUUCGUACGAUGCUAGAAGGGAAGUUGAGAGAAGUGGGACAUCGGGGAUCCUCCUGAGAUCUUAGGCUACCGCCGCCGUCCGGACCCCGCUGUGAACCCCCGCCGCCUCCAACCAGCAUCCCUCCCGGAGAAAACACACUCCACACCCGCCCGCUUCCUCCCGUUCGCCAGGUAUUUUCUGGGGUUUUUCCCAUCAGGUCAGUGGCCAGAGGAAGUGAGUGGACGGUGUGACAUGGCAAAUAGAGCUGGAGCCACACGACCCAAUGGGCCAAACACAGGCAACAAGAUUUGUCAGUUCAAACUUGUGCUGCUAGGAGAGUCGGCGGUGGGGAAGUCGAGUCUCGUGCUGCGUUUCGUCAAGGGACAGUUUCAUGAAUUCCAAGAGAGCACUAUCGGAGCUGCCUUCCUGACUCAGACGGUAUGUUUGGACGACACAACAGUCAAGUUUGAAAUCUGGGACACAGCUGGUCAGGAGCGCUACCACAGUCUGGCCCCCAUGUACUACAGAGGGGCCCAGGCAGCCAUCGUGGUCUAUGACAUAACAAAUGAGGAGUCAUUUGUACGGGCAAAGAACUGGGUUAAAGAGCUUCAGAGACAAGCCAGUCCCAACAUUGUAAUAGCCCUGGCUGGGAACAAGGCGGAUCUCGCAAACAAGAGAACACUGGACUUCCAGGACGCACAGUCGUACGCAGACGACAACAGUUUGCUGUUCAUGGAAACGUCAGCAAAGACUUCGAUGAACGUGAAUGAGAUUUUCAUGGCCAUCGCAAAGAAACUUCCCAAGAACGAGCCCCAAGCCACCGGCGCCAGCAGCGGGCGGAGCCGGGGGGUGGACCUGACGGAGACGGCUCAGCCCACCAGCCGUCCCUGCUGCAAUCACUAACCCAGCUCUUCCUGCUUAUCCUCCCCCCCUCCCCCCCACACACACACAUUCACACACACACAAAUCACCCCCGCCCCUCCACUCUGCUCCCUCUGGACAUCCACCUGACCCCCCCACCUCACUCCCCUGGAUUAGCUAAAAGACUCUGUAUAGCUGCAUUUCUAAUACCUUUUUUUUUUUUUGGUGGUGUUCUUUCAUUUUUUUCUUUGUUUUUCUUUUUUUUAAACUUUUUUUAAGAAGUGUAUAUCAGUAUAACGGAUGCAUGUAUCACUACAACGCCUAAAAAACACACACACAUUUUUGUUUCUCAUUUAGUCAGUACGAUUAACCCCGUGUUAGACGAGUGUGAGUGAGGGAGGGACCUGUGAGCGUGGGAUCAUGUGUGUGAUGAGGAGGAGCAGCCUCAUUGGUCGACUGGGUGUGAAGGUUGAAGCCUGUAAUACUCUUAGCGAGCGGGUUUAGUUUUCACAAUCACAAGAAAAAACAUAUUUUUUAUUUUGAGAGAUGCGGGAAAAAAGGACCCCCCCCCUCCCCCUCCUCACGUGUGUCCCCCGAGACUAAGUCCAGGCUCCAACAUGGAAAAGUGGGGAAACAAGUUUAGCACUCCCAAAAAGUUUGAAAUGCACAAAAAUGUACUUUGAGAAAAUAGUAGAAAAGCAGCCUGGAUGUGUCAGAGUCAAAUAGUUCCCUGAAAACAAAUUGGCGUCUCCAUCUGGGGAGCAGUGUGCGUCCUUGUCACUUUGCCGCACAUCACACAUCCUCUCCGUGAUGUGAACAAAACACAGGAGUUCAAACCGGCACCUCCAGGCCAAACUGAGAAACCGCUCUGACAAGAUGUUUAAAUUCAGCUUUGCUAUUCAAUGGAAGCUUUCAUGCUACAGCGUCUUUGGAGUCCGUCAUCACAGAGAAGCCCACGUGUCAGCUCCGACACCGAUCUGGCUUCACAUGAGAAAAAUAGAUAAACCGUUGAGCAUCCUGGUUAGUGAGUCAUCCUGCAGGGACUCGAACACACGACACGAUGUCAAACUCCUGUCAAUCCACCUGGUUUCUGUUUAAUCUGAAUUAAGAGAGCGGUGGUGGCAGUGGAGGUGUGUGGGGGGGGGGGGGGGUUAAGUUCGGAACAGCUCACAAACAGAAAAAUUGGAUGAUCCAUUGUCACUUAUACUCUAAUGUUGUUACAGGGUGCAAUGUUUUCUUCUUCCUCCUUUAGAUCAGCUUGCAGAGCUCACCAGGACAUUGAUCCAGAGAUUCCGAACAAUUGUACAGUUCAAUAUCCGUCUGCUUUGGGGUUUUUACUUUCUUUUCUUUCAUUUUCAUUUUUCAUUUUUCAUUCUAGACCUUUGUCACAAAACUGGUCACAUGUUACGCAGUGGUGGUCUUUUUAGGUAUAUGUAGUGUUAUUAACAAAAUCCCUCUGUGGUGUCUUGUUACUUUUCUCAGAAAUGGUCCAUGGUCACGUUUGAAAGGAACUUUUAUUGCAUUGCACAGUGUUGAUCCUGUUUUAAUUCAUGAUGACUGCCCUUCGAUUUUAUAUGACAGACUGUAUUGGACUUGCUAACCUACGACUAUGAACAGGUAGCGUAAUUAACCUGACCGUGGUCUCUCUCACAGCUCAAUGAAUUUUAAUAAUGUACAACAGCAUUACUAGUGAUGGGCUGAUCAGUUUUGAGUGUCUGAAUUCAACUUAAUAAAUUCCAUAAAGAGA
This is a messenger RNA of Pleuronectes platessa (European plaice), 2626 nucleotides long. RefSeq names its product RAB5A, member RAS oncogene family, b (gene rab5ab). Gene Ontology annotation, molecular function: GTP binding; GTPase activity. Bases 271 to 921 code for a protein of 216 amino acids. The record is from RefSeq and is a predicted model, not a curated record. Lineage: Eukaryota; Metazoa; Chordata; Actinopteri; Pleuronectiformes; Pleuronectidae. The transcript has 6 exons.